GCUCCAUUCAAAGCCCCCACACGCAGAUGACACCCGCCAGCGUCAUUUGGUGCAGGUUUCUCCCGGACAGUUACAAAAUGCCUGAGAUAGACAUCACCUCCUCGAACAAACGCAGGAGAGAGAGAGAGAGAGAGAGGGAUCUCGAUCGAACGUUGUCGGUCGAUUCGAUUACUCCUCGAUCUCUCUGCAUUUAUCGAUCGAUCGAUCUAUCUACCCGCCGGCGUAAGUUCAGGUGAAGAUGCCUCAGGGAAAGCUUGAAGUUCUUCUGGUUGGUGCUAAGGGUCUUAGAAACACCGAGUUCUUCGGGAAAAUGGACCCUUAUGCCAUUCUCACUUGCCGGACUCAACAGCGAAAAAGCAGUGUUGCAAGAGAGGUGGGAAGUCGACCCGAGUGGAAUGAGUACUUCAUAUUUACCAUCACUGAUGUUGCAUCUGAACUCGAUAUCAAAAUAAUGGAUAAGGAUACCUUUACUGCAGAUGAUUUUGUUGGACGAGCAACCAUACCUUUAAGGUCAGUGUUUGCUGAAGGAAGCAUCCCGCCGACUGCAUACAACCUUGUCAAUGAUGGAGAGUAUUGUGGAGAAAUUAAAAUUGGCCUAAAUUUUACUCCCAAGGCAAGCCAUGACCAGGGAUUUGACACCCUAGAGGAAAGCUAUGGUGGAUGGAAAGAAUCAGCAGAAGGAGGGAGCUGCGGUGGAUGGAAGGAAUCAGCACAAGAAGAGAGCUAUGGUGGAUGGAAAGAAUCAGCACACAUGUAUUGAUUGUGUGUUUUGCAGUGAAAUAUCCUUUUGAGGUUCAUGACGAGCUGGGGAGUUCAAUUUGGUUGUGCUACUGUUUUGUGAUGACCUUUACAUAUGCUUCAACUAUAGAAGUAUUCCGUUUCAGCACUUUUGGCCUCAGACUAACUCAGUCUUCCAAUUUUUUUUUUCUCUCAAAAGGUUAAGCUACAUGUACAUUGGGGAGCUUGUGCUUCUUGUUAUACCAUUGGACUUCCAUUCAUACCAGAACAUAAAAUAUAUAAUUAAGUUUGCUUGCCUUGAAAA
Malania oleifera is the source of this 1042-nucleotide messenger RNA. RefSeq names its product elicitor-responsive protein 3-like. NCBI's taxonomy places the organism in Eukaryota, Viridiplantae, Streptophyta, Magnoliopsida, Santalales, Ximeniaceae. Bases 239 to 760 code for a protein of 173 amino acids. The transcript has 5 exons. The record is from RefSeq and is a predicted model, not a curated record.